CGAUCGGGUGAGGGAGGGGUUAGGGUUUCGGGGGGGCGGCAGCGGCGUCCAUUUUCUGUCGCCGGGGGGGCGCGAGACGGAUGCUAUGCUGCUAGGCUGCGCGUCGCUGACGUCGUGGGUGCGUCGCCUCGUCGCCUGCGUGGGAAAUUGUUUUGGAUGUGCGAAACCUACUCCAAUAAUAGCUGUUGAUGAGCCUUCAAAAGGUUUAAGAAUUCAAGGGCGCUCAAUAAAGCAGCGUAGUUUGUCAGAGGACUUUUGGAGCUCAAGCCCACCAGGAAUGGAGAACAGUGCCAUGCAAUCUCAGCGUAGUAUGUCUUCAAUCAGUACGGCAGCACAAUCUAGUGAUCAGCAUGGAGCUGGAAGUAGCACCAACACAAAUGAGUUUGUAAAUCAAGGACUUCUCCUGUGGAAUCAGACUAGGCAACAGUGGGUUGGAAACAGAAGGCACAAUUCUCAACGUCAACAACCUCGAGAACCAAAAAUAAGUUGGAAUGCUACAUAUGAGAGCCUUCUAGGAAGCACGAAACCAUUUCCACAGGCUAUCCCUCUUGGUGAGAUGGUAGAUUUCCUCGUGGACGGCUGGGAGCAGGAAGGCCUAUAUGAUUAGUAGGUUAAAAGGGUGUUGUUUAUGGGGUUCACAUUAUAAAUCACCAAAAUGUACUGGGAAAAACUUAGGUUUUCAAAGCUUGUGGUGAUGACUGCGGUAAUUCCUGGAGACAGGAUGGCAUCCCUCUCUUUAAGUAAUCGUAACAUAUUCUUACUGCUAAUUGUGUUAACUUACGUUUAAUAUUGUGAUAUCAUCUCCCUGUGCAUAA
Molecule: messenger RNA, 815 nt
Organism: Oryza brachyantha (malo sina)
Lineage: Eukaryota; Viridiplantae; Streptophyta; Magnoliopsida; Poales; Poaceae
Exons: 5
Coding region: 86-607 (173 amino acids)
Source: RefSeq, a predicted model, not a curated record